Messenger RNA from Bufo bufo (common toad), 438 nucleotides. RefSeq names its product histone H2B 1.1. The transcript has a single exon. Gene Ontology annotation, molecular function: DNA binding; protein heterodimerization activity; structural constituent of chromatin. Gene Ontology annotation, cellular component: nucleosome. The record is from RefSeq and is a predicted model, not a curated record. Bases 58 to 438 code for a protein of 126 amino acids. Lineage: Eukaryota; Metazoa; Chordata; Amphibia; Anura; Bufonidae.
UAUAAAUACCGCUGCGGUGGCAGGAGGAGAACAGACGAGAUUUUGUCCUCAGUCAGAAUGCCCGAGCCAGCCAAGUCCGCCCCAGCGCCCAAGAAGGGCUCCAAGAAAGCCGUCACCAAGGUCCAGAAGAAGGACGGCAAGAAGCGGAGGAAGAGCAGGAAGGAGAGCUAUGCCAUCUACGUCUACAAGGUGCUGAAGCAGGUCCACCCCGACACCGGCAUCUCCUCCAAGGCCAUGGGCAUCAUGAACUCCUUCGUCAACGACAUCUUCGAGCGCAUCGCAGGGGAAGCCUCCCGCCUGGCUCACUACAACAAGCGCUCCACCAUCACCUCCCGGGAGAUCCAGACCGCCGUGCGCCUGCUGCUGCCCGGAGAGCUGGCCAAGCACGCCGUCUCCGAGGGCACCAAGGCCGUCACCAAGUACACCAGCGCCAAGUGA